CUGGGCCCGGGCUGGAAGCCGGAAGCGAGCUGAGUGGAGCUGACUCGAACUCCACCACGGAAAGGAAAGCCCCAGAACGUUCGCUCGCUGCGUCCCCAUCGGGGCCGAGCCCUCCGCGACGCCACCGGGGCCAUGGUGGCCGCACGCAGCCCGCCGCCCGCUGUCCCGGGCCCCCCGCUGGGACGGCUUCUGCUGCUCCUGGGCGUGCUGGCCCCGGGUGGCGCCUCCCUGCGACUCCUGGACCACCCGGCGCUGGUCUGCUCCCAGCCGGGGCUAAACUGCACAGUCAAGAACAGUACAUGCCUAGAUGACAGCUGGAUUCACCCUCGAAACCUGACCCCCUCCUCCCCAAAGGACCUGCAGAUCCAGCUGCGCUUUGCCCACACCCAGCAAGGAGACCUGUUCCCCGUGGCUCACAUCGAAUGGACACUGCAGACAGACGCCAGCAUCCUAUACCUCGAGGGUGCAGAGUUAUCUGUCCUGCAGCUGAACACCAAUGAACGUUUGUGCGUCAAGUUUGAGUUUCUGUCCAAACUGAGGCAUCACCACAAGCGGUGGCGUUUUACCUUCAGCCACUUUGUGGUUGACCCUGACCAGGAAUAUGAGGUGACUGUUCACCACCUGCCCAAGCCCAUCCCUGACGGGGACCCAAACCACCAGUCCAAGAAUUUCCUCGUGCCUGACUGCGAGCACACCAGAAUGAAGGUAACCACGCCAUGCAUGAGCUCAGGCAGCCUGUGGGACCCCAACAUCACUGUGGAGACCCUGGCGGCCCAGCAGCUGCGUGUGGGCUUCACCCUGUGGAAUGAAUCUACCCAUUACCAGAUCCUGCUGACCAGUUUUCCGCACAUGGAGAACCACAGCUGCUUUGAGCACAUGCACCACGUUCCUGCGCCCAGACCAGAGGACUUCCACCAGCGAUCCAACGUCACACUCACUCUACGCAACCUGAAAGGGUGCUGCCGCCACCAAGUUCAGAUCCAGCCCUUCUUCAGCAGCUGCCUCAAUGACUGCCUCAGACACUCCGUGACUGUUCCCUGCCCAGAAAUGCCAGACACUCCAGAACCAAUUCCGGACUACAUGCCCCUGUGGGUGUACUGGUUCAUCACGGGCAUCUCCGUCCUGCUGGUGGGCUCUGCCAUCCUGCUGAUCGUCUGCAUGACCUGGAGGCUAGCCGGGCCUGGAAAUGAAAAAUACAGUAAUGACACCAAAUACACCGAUGGCCUGCCUGCGGCUGACCUGACCCCCCCACCGCUGAAGCCCAGGAAGGUCUGGAUCAUCUACUCAGCUGACCACCCCCUCUACGUGGACGUGGUCCUGAAAUUCGCCCAGUUCCUGCUCACUGCCUGCGGCACGGAAGUGGCCCUGGACCUGCUGGAAGAGCAGGCUAUCUCGGAGGUGGGAGUCAUGACCUGGGUGGGCCGCCAGAAGCAGGAGAUGGUGGAGAGCAACUCUAAGAUCAUCAUCCUGUGCUCCCGUGGCACGCGCGCAAAGUGGCAGGCGCUCCUGGGCCGGGGAGCGCCUGUGCGGCUGCGCUGUGACCACAGGAAGCCCGUGGGGGACCUGUUCACCGCAGCCAUGAACAUGAUCCUCCCGGACUUCAAGAGGCCAGCCUGUUUCGGCACCUACGUAGUCUGCUACUUCAGCGAGGUCAGCGGUGACGGCGACGUCCCCGACCUGUUCGGCGCGGCGCCGCGGUACCCGCUCAUGGACAGGUUCGAGGAGGUGUACUUCCGCAUCCAGGACCUGGAGAUGUUCCAGCCCGGCCGCAUGCACCGCGUGGGGGAGCUGUCAGGAGACAACUACCUGCGGAGCCCGGGCGGCAGGCAGCUCCGCGCCGCCCUGGACAGGUUCCGGGACUGGCAGGCCCGCUGCCCCGACUGGUUCGAGCGUGAGAAUCUCUACUCGGCCGAUGACCCGGAUGGCCCGUCCCUGGACGAAGAGGUGUUUGAGGAGCCACUGCUGCCUCCGGGAACCGGCAUCAUGAAGCGGGCGCCCCUGGUACGCGAGCCUGGCUCCCAGGCCUGCCUGGCCAUAGACCUCCUGGUCGGGGAGGAAGGAGGAGCAGCAGUGGCAAAGCUGGAACCUCACCUGCAGCCCCGGGGUCAGCCAGCGCCGCAGCCCCUCCACACCCUGGUGCUCCCCGCAGAGGAGGGCGCCCUGGUGGCAGCGGUGGAGCCUGGGCCCCUAGCUGACGGUGCUGCUAUCCGGUUGGCACUGGCGGGGGAGGGCGAGGCCUGCCCGCUGCUGGGCAGCCCAGGCGCUGGGCGAAAUAGCGUCCUCUUCCUCCCUGUGGACCCCGAGGACUCGCCCCUUGGCAGCACCCCCAUGGCGUCUCCUGACCACCUUCCAGAGGACAUGAGGGAGCACCUCGAAGGCUUGAUGCUCUCGCUCUUCCAGCAGAGUCUGAGCUGCCAGGCCCAGGGGGGCUGCAGUAGACCCGCCAUGGUCCUCAAAGACCCACACACACCCUACGAGGAGGAGCAGCGGCGGUCAGUGCAGUCUGACCAGGGCUACAUCUCCAGAAGCUCCCCGCAGCCCCCCGACGGACUCACGGAAAUGGAGGAAGAGGAAGAAGAGCAGGACCCAGGGAAGCCGGCUCUGCCACUCUCUCCCGAGGACCUGGAGAGCCUGAGGAGCCUCCAGCGGCAGCUGCUUUUUCGCCAGCUGCAGAAGAACUCGGGCUGGGACACGGUGGAGUCAGAGUCAGAGAGGCCCAGUGCAUGAGGGCGGCUCCCCAGGGACCGCCCAGAUUCCAGACUUGAGAGAGGAGUGUGUGUGCACAUGGAUACACAAGUAUUCGUCUGUGUGUACGUGUCUGCAUGUGUAUUUGUUCGUGUGUGAAGUGCAGGUUUUAACAUGUAGAUGUCUGGAUUUGAAUCCCAGGUAUCCCUCUUAAGUUUUCUUCCUGCAGCCAUCUGGUUAUCUUCUCUCCCCAGGGAAUCCACACAGCCUGCUCCCAGGAGCUAAUGGUAGAGUGUCUUUGAGAUCCCAUCAUUCAUUCAUUCAGCAUUUAUGGUGCACCUACUAUGUGCCAGGCAUUUGGGAUACCAAGAUAAAUUGCAUGUGGCAUGGCCCCAGCCACGAAGGAACUUAACCACUAGUGCCAGGGACACAUUAACAAACAGGAUGGGCUGGGCACGGUGGCUCACGCCUGUAAUCCCAGUACUUUGGGAGGCCAAGGCAGGUGGAUCACCUGAGGUCAGGAGUUCGAGACCAGCCUGGCCAACAUGGUGAAACCCCAUCUCUACUAAAAAUACAAAAAUUAGCCAGGCGUGGUGACACACAUGCCUGUAGUCCUAGCUACUUGGGAGGCUGAGGCAGGAGAAUUGCUUGAACCUGGGAGGCAGAGGUUGCAGGGAGACGAGAUCAUGCCAUUGCACUGCAGCCUGGACGACAGAGCGAGACUCCAUCUCAAAAAAAAAAAAAAGGAUGGUCACAUGAGAUGUAAAAGCUGAAUGGGCUGGGUGCAGUGGCUCAUGCUUGUAAUCCCAGCAAUUUGGGAGGCCAAGGCAGGUGGAUUCCUUGAGCUCAGGAGUUCAAGAUCAGCCUGGACAACAUAGUGAGACCUUGUCUACCUAAAUUUUUUUUUAGCCAGUCAUGGUGACACAUGCCUGUAGUUCCAGCUACUCGGGAGGCUGAUGCAAGAUGAUCACUUGAGCCCAGGAGCCCCCUUAGUCACCACCCCAGCCUCCCCAUCCCUAGGCUACUUUGAUCUCUGUAGACGCCUCUUCUGGACAUGACAUAUAGAAAGGAGUCAUAAAUUCUCCAGGGUGUCUAUUUCUUCUUUAAUGUCAUUCCCUGUUUCUCCUUACAGUCCCUCCCCGUUUCCUGGGCCCAGUCUCACACUGGUCCUUGCUUACCCUGAGUAUGGUAUCCGCUCUCAGCCGAAUGCCAAGAGUUUCAAGAAUGUGUAUAAAUAAAGCCACACCUUUAUUUUUGUAUUAUUCUGAACCAUGGCUAAUAAAUUCUGUUUCACCAAGAAAUGUCUCUGUAAGAACAAAUGCCCUCCACGCUGUGCCCCUCCCACCUCUUCAGCUCCUCUCUUGAGUAGUGUGCAAAGGUGGUUCCGGCUGGAAGAGAAGCAGCUAGAAGAUGGCUAGAAGAGCAUCUAACCAUGCCUGUGUCCAGGCCAAUUAUGCAUGAGGCCACCAAGCAAGCUCCCAGUUUCAUGACUUCUUCCUGCCUACUGUCUUGAUCCUAGUUGUUUUUUUUUUUUUUUGGCUUUUUUGUUUUGUUUUGUUUUGUUUUAAAGAAUAAUUGAUUCAAAACCAGUUUCUCUUUUCUGCGUAGGAAGGUCCUUGAAGGUGUUUAGGGUCUAAAAAGGGUUGUGUUCAGCUCUGAAACAUCCGUUCAGCAGUUUGAGCUGGGAUCUCUGAACGCAAGGGUAUGAUGGAUAUACUUCUUUCUUGCUUUUGUUGUGUUUUGGUUUUUUGUUAGUUUUUAAGUCGGGGUCUCUCUGUCACCAGGCUGUAUUACAGUGGUGCAAUUAUGGCUCACUGCAGCCUCGACCUCCCAGGCUCUAGCAAUCCUUCCACCUCAGCCUGCCCAGCUAGCUAGAACUACAAGCACGCACCACUGUGCCUGGCUAAUUUGUGUGUAUGUGUAUUUUUUGUAGAAAUAGUGUUUCACCAUGUUGUCCAGGCUGGUCACAAACUCCUGGGCUCAAGCCAUCUGCUCGCCUCGGCCUCCCAAAGUGCUGGGAUGAUAGGCAUGAGCCCACCGUGCCUGGCCUUUCCUAUUUAUCUUUGAAAAUUAAAUAGGGCAUAAGAGAGAAGAAGAUGUACUUACAAUGCAGUGGGCUGUUUUAACUCUAUAGCCUUUGGGCUCUGCUUGGUGCUCCCCUUCCUAAAUAGACGAGGAGUAUGCAGGGCCCUCUUCUGCGUUAGCGCCCUGCCAGCUGGGACUCCAGCAAGACCUGGGGCACCUGAGGGCAGAGUGAGAUGGAGGGCCGCUGCUCCAGCAGCCGGGCCUGCGUCCCACAAGUCAGGUAUGUCGGACAGAGGGUCCUUCCAAAGAAGAGGCAGCAGGGUUGGGGGCUGGCCAGCUGUUCAUCCGCCCUAGGUAGCUUGCUCCUCUGUAAAGUGGGUGGGGCAGGAGUUACCACCUCAUGGUAUCCUGGGAGGCCUGCAGUAUCCCUGAGUGGCACCAGCCUGCCUCUGGGGCAGAGCAGUUUGUGCCCCCUGAGGUACCACUGAGCCUCGUUCCCUGCUAUUAGGUAUUGCUCUCUCCCUCCAGUGUUUGCCUUUUCAGAUUAUAAAAGUAAUACGUGUUCCCAUACUUGGCAUCUCUCAGGAGCUCAGGAAGUAUGUGGCUGAGUGAACAUGUCCGUUGUGGGAAAAUGGCGACAAUAUGGAUUCCAGGGGUAUAUUUUGCAGAAGAAGAUAAAGAAAAGCAACUACCCCUAAACCCAUGGCACAAGCUGUUAAUGUUAAUUCUAUACCCAACACUUUGCCCACGGGGCCUCUCCUCACUCUGCAGUGGCAUCCAGGUCCAUCUUGCCCUGCGCCUCUGCAUGGCUCUCCAUGCCCCCAUUGCCUCUCCCAGAUCCUAGCACUGGGUCCACACUCGUACCCUGUCCAUUUAAAUUGAUGGAGGUGAGCAGUCAUCCAGGUGGGCCAGUCUUCCCUGUGAGAGGAACAUGCAGUCUCCUGUCUCGUGGUUUGAAGGGUGCCAGGAAGCCUGGCCCAGCCCACCUCUCCCUGGAGUCCUUCCCAGGAAGAAUAGCCCCUUAGGUCAUUGACCGUAGGAUGAGUUCACUCACUGGAUCCUUCCUCUCUGAUGAGACAGGAAGAAGGUACACAAUGACCGGAGGAGAGGGAGUAGAAGGAGGGACGCAGGUGGCUCGCUGGCCCCUGCAUUUGCCUGCUUCCUUGCAUGGGUGUCCCACUGGCCGCCUCUGCUCACCAGUGUCAUGGGAUUCUCACAGAAGAUGAAAACGGCCCCUGCUUUUUUGCUAGCACGGCUGAGCUUUCAUGGAAAGGAAGUUGGACCCAAGCAACAGCCGACCACUAAAGGUUGCAUGGAGCAGUGCAGAUGUGGGAGGAAGAAGGGUCUUGGUGCACACUGGCUUUUCUUCCUGACUGCGGUGCGGCAUUGUGCCAGCUACCUCCUCUUUCUGGACCUCAGGAAAAUGGAGAGAAAGCAGCCCUGAAGGUGGCUGUGAGGCGGGAAGGGGCUAAUGUGCAGAGGGCCUGACAGUCAACCACAUGCUAUAUUUUCCUGUUCUUCCUUGGGGCAAGAACUGCAUGGCCAGACUCAGGCAAGGCCUAGGUGUGGCCUGGGCAUAGCCUACACAUGAAGAGAUCACUCCGCGUCCCUACUGCACCUGUCACAAAGCGCCUUCUGAUAUGCCUGGCAAACUAAAAUCGGUGAGCGCCAGCUUACUUCCCUAGAAGACAUUUCUAAACAUUCAUAACAUGCUUGGUCAAGUCAAUCACCUUAUUUUGCAUCCACUCCAGGGAGAAAUGAAGACAUGGUCCUAUGUUGCUCUGUAAUUAUUUUCUAUGUAAAUUUUGUUCCUUGUUACAAUUACACAUGUCUUAGGGGAAAGGACCAUUUCACAUGUAUCACCUCAUGUAAUUCUCACCACAGUCCUGUGAUUGCUCCUGUUUUAUAAGUAAUGACGAAGUUCCAGUUGAUGGCCAAAGCCACAGCUAACGAGAGGAGAGAGCCCAGGCUCCCAGGAGCUUCCACUCUCAGACCUUGCCUCCCGGGCUCUCCUGAGUCAAACCCCUGUGUAGCCUUUGCCACAGCCAGAAGCAGCAAGCUAGGGUCACAACACAGGGGCUGUGUGAUACUGGCUGCCUCUGUGCUAAGAAGACCACUAUGUGUUUAUUUUGGUGCAGACCCAAUAUUCUUCCUUAGACUUAAUACUACCCUUCAUGUUAAAAUAAAACCAAACA
Molecule: messenger RNA, 6905 nt
Organism: Rhinopithecus roxellana (golden snub-nosed monkey)
Lineage: Eukaryota; Metazoa; Chordata; Mammalia; Primates; Cercopithecidae
Gene: IL17RA
Product: interleukin 17 receptor A
Exons: 13
Coding region: 133-2727 (864 amino acids)
Molecular function (GO): interleukin-17 receptor activity
Source: RefSeq, a predicted model, not a curated record